CACUAACCAAUCUUCUCAUUUCAGUGCUCUUUACCCAAUUCCCCCCUUCCUUUUUCUCCCAUCCCUACCACCUCCACCUGCAACACACACUUUCUCUCUCUACAUAUCUCUCCAUUUCCAAAGAUAAUAAAAAAAAAACCCCAAAACCACCAUGGAGUGCAUUGAAGCAAAAGCAUUGAAAUCGAGUUUUCUUAAGGAAUUUGGCUCCAAAUCAACCCAACAAACCUUGUUUGAAGAUUUAUGGUGUGUUGCCGGAAUUGAUAACGUUGUUAAUGUUUCCCCUGAUGAAUUUUCCGUGGAUGAUUUGUUGGACCUCUCCGACAAGGAUUUUAAUAAUUCCGAUGGUGGGUGUUUUGAAGAGUAUUCCGAGGAAGACGAAGAGAAGGAUUCGAUGAUUUCUAGCCACUUUUCAAGUACCGGUGACCUUGUCUCUCUUCCCGCCGGCGAAAUUCACCUUCCGGUUGACGACAUGGAAAACCUUGAAUGGUUAUCACAAAUUGUGGAUGAUUCCACAUCGGAAUUUUCGCUUUCAUUCCCGCCGACGAAUUUGAAGAAGACCGUGAAAUUCACCAUGAACCGGCACGAACCGGUAAGACCGGUGAUUCCAAGUUUUACCGUUUUGGGAUUAUCGUACCCAGUACCCCGACAGUGCAGAAGCAAACGGUCCAAGAAAACCGGCCAAGUUUGGUCCUGUUUGACCGAGUCAUCCAUGGACACCUCAUCUUCCUAUGACUCGUCCACCACUACGCAUUCCCUAAACCCGGUUCAAAUCAUACAAUCAAUUUUCAAUUUCCAAACCCCACCAACAAAAAAGCAUAAGAAAAAUACGGGUACCGCGAUUGCAUCCGAUUUAAACGGAUGUAUAACGCAACGACGAUGUACACAUUGUCAGGUUCAGAAAACCCCUCAGUGGCGAACUGGUCCUUUAGGACCGAAGACAUUGUGUAAUGCCUGUGGAGUUCGGUUCAAAUCUGGUCGUCUGUAUCCUGAGUACAGACCGGCUUGUAGUCCAACAUUUUCUGGUGAUCUGCAUUCUAACAGUCACCGGAAAGUGUUGGAAAUGAGAAAGAAGAAGGAAACUGAAGUUGAACCGGAUUUUAGUGUUGGUUUUGAUAGUCUUUCAUGUUAGACAGGACCGGGUUCAUUAGGUUUGGGCCGGUUAGGUUCAGAUUGUAUAAUUUUAGUGGGAUGUUGGAAGACUUUUGUAGUUGUUAGGUUCCUAACGUUAGUUAGGGUGGUCUAAUUUUAGAUAAAUUACAUUUUACUACGUUAUCCCAAAUUGGAAUUACAAUUAGCAUUAUUUUCAUAUAAA
This is a messenger RNA of Lactuca virosa, 1312 nucleotides long. The record is from the annotation of a GenBank genome assembly. NCBI's taxonomy places the organism in Eukaryota, Viridiplantae, Streptophyta, Magnoliopsida, Asterales, Asteraceae.